Molecule: messenger RNA, 2491 nt
Organism: Maniola jurtina (meadow brown)
Lineage: Eukaryota; Metazoa; Arthropoda; Insecta; Lepidoptera; Nymphalidae
Gene: CYP354A1
Product: cytochrome P450 9e2-like
Exons: 9
Coding region: 130-1677 (515 amino acids)
Molecular function (GO): heme binding; monooxygenase activity; iron ion binding
Source: RefSeq, a predicted model, not a curated record
AAAGAGUAUGUAAUCACUACUAUAUCAGUACGUUAUAAAUUAUAAUACAUUAGAAUAACGGGUGCCAGGUUGGUCGGAAUAGUUUUGUGUUUUCAAAGCAUUUUCAAAGGUUUUGAUUAUUUAAUUAACAUGGAUAACAAUUAUUACAGUGGGUUAAACAAAAUGCUGGGGUUUCUUUUAGAAGAAUGGAAGCUGUUACUAUUUUUCAGUUUGAUAUUUUUCGUUUAUUUUCAUUAUACAAAUACGUUUGAUUAUUUUGAGAAACGUAGAAUAAAAUAUUUGAAGCCUACAAUUUUUUUUGGGAACAUUUUGGUGCGAUUAAUUGGUAAAAAGUCUUUUAUCAUGUUCCAAUUAGAUACUUACAAAUAUUUUAAAGGAGAACCAUUUGGAGGUAUCUUUGAAGGGAGAAGGCCAGUUUUGUACAUCCUUGACUCUGACCUAAUAAAAGCAGUUACGAUUCGUGACUCUGACCAUUUUAUUGAUAGGGCUAUCCUUCCAACCAAUGAACCCAAAUACAUCAAUAGGUCUAUUCUACACUUAAGGGGCUCAGAAUGGAAAGCAGUACGCAGUUUGGUGACACCAGCGUUCAGUUCAGCUCGCCUAAAAAAUAUGUUUCCAUUAAUUCAGGAAUGUACAAACCAAUUAGUUAAUUUCUUAGACAAAUAUAAUAAUUCUGAUGUUGAGAUAAAAGAUAUGAUGGUCCACCUGACAUUGGAAAUCACAGGUGUCUGUGCAUUUGGUAUCAGCACUGAUAGCCUCAAAGAUGAGAAUGCUGAAUUCAAAAAGAUUGCGAUGGACUUCAAUAAGAUGUCUGUAUCCAAAAGGCUGUUGCUGUUUUCAAUUUUGUUAUUUGCUCCUUCCCUGUUGAAAUAUAUUAAUAUAUCGUUUUUCAAUUAUGAAGCAAAUAAAAAACUCGCAUCAAUAUUGCGGAAGACCAGAUCUGAAAGGGUAUCAACUGGAACUAGAAGAAAUGAUUUUCUUCAACUUUUAAUUGAUGCUUCUGUAACAGAAAAAGAAGAUGUCGCCAACACCAAAAAUGAAAGACAUUUGGACGACGACACGGUAGAUGCGCAAGCGUUGAUCUUUCUCAUAGCUGGUUUCGAGACGACAAGCACGUUACUGUCUUUCGCUAUAUACCAGAUGGCUAUACAACCGGAAAUUCAAAAUAAAUUAAGAGACCACAUAGAGGAGAUUACGAAGGGGGAGGAUUUUUGCUAUGAUCAUCUUGUACAGCUGGAUUAUCUUGAUGCGUUUGUAACAGAGACUCUUCGGAUGUACCCCCCUGUGGCUAGAAUCGAUAGAAAAUGUACGAAACCAUACACUUUGCCUGGUACAUCUGUACACCUUAAAGAAGGAGAUUUCGUCGCAAUACCAGCGUACGGCAUUCACAUGGACCCCGAUAUAUACCAUGAACCGGAAAAAUUCAAGCCGGAAAGAUUUUUGCGUGAGGGGAAAAAUGACAUACCCUCCCAUUUGUUUUUGGCGUUUGGCGCUGGUCCUAGGAACUGUAUUGGUGCCCGAUUCGCUAUGGUCAUCGUUAAAGCGACGAUCGUCACACUUGUACGAAACUAUAAAUUUUCUAUGUGCUCCAAAACUGAAGUACCUAUAAAAUUCAAUAGAAAAGCGUUUUUGCUGACAGCAGAGAGUGGAGUUUGGGUGCGCGUUGAGAGGAUUUGAUUAAUGAGAUUAGUGAUAAGUACUCUCAUUAAUUUAUCUCAUUAAAACUAUAUUUUUAAACUUUUACAAAAAUAAACAGAAAUAACAAAAAAUAAAAUAACAGAAACGAUAGAUAAAUAAAACAUCAGAAACAAUAGAAAACUAUGAGAUUAUUAUUAUUAGGUAAGUAUAUUGUUGCUUUGAGAGUAUUUUUUAAAGUUGCUAUAGGAAUUGUGUAAGCUUUUUUAUGUGAUAGAAGUGCCAGUAAAUACUAUGCAAGCAAAAUAACAUGAGUCCUGAAUUUCCCGCUCGCUUCACUUUGUUGUACGGUCCUCCCAACAUGCAUCAGUAGCAUGCUGCGAACAACGUAUUUUUUUUUUUCAAGCAGCUUUCAGUAGUUUAAACAUUUUGUGGUAAGGCUUAAUAACUUUGCCAAACAUGUUAUGUAAUUCGCGUUACGUAACGUUAAUUUUCAAUGUGAUACCUUCCUAACGAACGAACGUACGUUUAUUUAACGUUACAAGAUCAGUAUUAUUGUAUCUCACUUUAAUUUAAAGCCUGGUGUACCUAAUAUUUUGUGCUCGGUAUUGUAUGUGAUGGGACAUCUCUCGUCCAGGUCUCAUGUUAUCGUGCAAUGUGUAGAUGUUAUUUCUUUAACAAGAAAUGUACAAACAUAUUUGUGAUUGAUAUGUACAAAUGAUCGAAUAAUUGUGAUCUUGCCGACAUUUAUAUAAUAUUUAUUAUAGGUGUAAGGGGUUUUUAAUUUAAUGGAAAGUUUAUUUACAGUAAUUUUACACUUUUAUUUACUGAGAAUAAAGUAAAACGAUACACUACA